This is a messenger RNA of Conger conger (European conger), 2326 nucleotides long. RefSeq names its product thy-1 membrane glycoprotein-like. The coding region runs from base 209 to 685 and encodes 158 amino acids. Lineage: Eukaryota; Metazoa; Chordata; Actinopteri; Anguilliformes; Congridae. The transcript is spliced from 4 exons. The record is from RefSeq and is a predicted model, not a curated record.
UUGGCUGCAGUGUCUGUAAUGCAUGGUUCACCCACCCACCCCCACCACUCUAUUUCUUUGGGUGGUGCCUGGAACAGCGUCAGGAGUUUCUGCAGCGAUAAAACUGCUUGAGCCAGCUGCUACGUAGCAGAAUCUGAGAAACGCAUCGUGCGCAUCACCACAGGAGCCGCACAGGCAGUCUCUAAGAUCAAAGGGGAAACCAAUCAGCAUGGCCAACAGUUUGUUUAUAAGUAGUAUUUUUCUUGUUGUUUUAGUGACACCUGGAUUUUGUCAGGAAACCACUGUGUGUAAAGAAGAGGAUGGAGACAUAAGGAUAGAUUGUCUUAUCAAGAUUAAACCUAACCAGGUCAACAGCUAUGAUUUUUCCAUUGCCAAGGGUGGCAAGGAAGUCAUCAUGAACACCAAUGUCUCUGGAACAACCGCAGACCAGAGCUUCAAGGAAAAAACUACAGUAACUCCACUCGAUUCGGCUUCAGGAUACAGGCUGAGGUUGAAAAACUACCCGAUAAAUGAGAACGCUACUUUCAUCUGCAAAAUCUCCAACAUAGCUGCAAAUGCAGUGGUUGAGAAAGGUAAAAUGGUGACGUGUUCCGCUGUCAGCGUGUUCCUGCACGGCUGUCCCUGGCUCCUGUCCUUGCUAGUUGUCCUCCAUGUCACGCAGAGCUGGGUGCUGUCCACACCCUGAGGGAAGACUCACAAAGGGGGGGAUGGGUCCUAAAUAAUAACUGACUUAAAUCCAGUUGUAGAAAAAUAUAGCGUUGUAGAGGAACAACCAGAAACUCAGCAGGAGCCUUAAUCAUAAUAAUAAUAAUAAUAAUAAUAAUAAUAAUAAUAAUAAUAAUAAUAAUAAAAUCAACUAAGGGAGCAUGCAUGUUCUUAACAUCGCUGUCACCCCUCUACUGCCAGGCUGCCAUCUCUUUAGUUCUGCCCUCAGAUAUUACAGAAGCCGGUGGAUAAUAAGUCUUCUGUAAUAAUGGUACUAAUAAUAACAAUCUAUAACAAAGUUUUUUAUUGAUAUUAUUUUAUUUUCCCUGUUCCCUAGGGCCUUUAUCAUAAUCACAGGCUAUUGCAUCAUGCAUAUCUUCAAGAAAAUCUUCACUGAAAUUACUGACAAUAAAACACAUAAAAUGUCACAUAAAUUUACAAUUUGCAAUUUCAUGAUGUAAUAGCGGUUCAAGUGCACUAUUGAUGUAAAUACAUUAAUAUUUUGGAUGAAACAUUAUUUAAUGCACGCUGGCUCAUGAAAGCAGGCCAGCCAAAGCUUUUGUGAGUUUUUGUAGCAGGUGGAAAACAGAACAAUCUUGAGAAAUAUUAUGAUGAAUUCAGACAGGAGGAACUGUCUGGAUAAACAUCGUCGUGGAAAUGAGAAGUGAGAGACAAUCAUGAGCGUUCAUUAAGAAGUUAUAUGUAUCCCAUGAACAGGCACUUAUGCAAAAUAAAAAGGCAGCACUGACGAUUUCCUUAAAACAUCACAAAACCAUACGCAAAGGAACCAUUGUUUAGUCACUUGCAUACCAUUCAUCAACUAAUAACAGAGAAAUAAUGAGGAUAAAAGUUACCCCAAGUAAAUUCAGGACCUCUGCUCCCUGGUACGCUUCAGUGAUACUGCAGAAUAUUACACCAUACUAUGCGAUUUGACUGCUUAAAGUGUAGGUGGAUAUGUUCCAAGUGUACGCUCUCAGAACUUGCACCAUUCCUAUCGAUAACAAGUUGUAGGCCUAAAACGAAUGUACCCGUUUACGGAAAGUGCGAUUUCGGACUCAUGGACGCUUCUAGAACGUGCAAGUUCCAUCGCAUUUAGCGUAAACGCAUGCCCACAUCCCCCAUGUUAGACUGGUCACAUUGAACUGACAAAAGGAUGAGGAGAGAGAGGAGAGUGGUAGUGUGCAUUUAAACCAUUUGUUUAGGCGUGAUACACUGUGAUACACUGUUCCUGUGGCUUUAUUAGUGUCGUGUGUCAAUUUUCCUAGCAGUAGCCAAAGCGUUGCCAUUAUAUUGUCAGCUGCUUAUCGUCUUCCUUAAAGUAAUAUUUGCUUCAAAUGCAGAAAAUGUGGAUGCUUUAAUUAUCAAUAAUGCUCAGGUAAUUUCCUCAUUUCACAGCCUACAGUGAGCAUAUAAAACUCCACAUCAUAUCUACCCUACGCUAUCUUAUAGUCACACUUACAGCAAAUAAGUCAUUCAAUGCUUCAUGAUUACACAUAUAGGCCCAACUAUGACUAUACCAUGGAGUUCCGUAUAAAACAUACUACUUGUAAUACUGUAUAACCGUGACAGUUGGCAAAAGCUUGAAAUAAAUACCAUUCUUUAAUAAAGUGAUUGUCGCUAA